Nerophis ophidion (straightnose pipefish) is the source of this 3230-nucleotide messenger RNA. RefSeq names its product cyclin A2 (gene ccna2). The record is from RefSeq and is a predicted model, not a curated record. The transcript is spliced from 10 exons. Gene Ontology annotation, cellular component: nucleus; cyclin A2-CDK2 complex; cytoplasm. Bases 298 to 1560 code for a protein of 420 amino acids. NCBI's taxonomy places the organism in Eukaryota, Metazoa, Chordata, Actinopteri, Syngnathiformes, Syngnathidae. Gene Ontology annotation, biological process: mitotic cell cycle phase transition; regulation of cyclin-dependent protein serine/threonine kinase activity. Gene Ontology annotation, molecular function: cyclin-dependent protein serine/threonine kinase regulator activity.
UGGCCCGUUUCAAACCUCGCGGGCUACUUGAACGAGAGCAAAGUGUUCGUCGGCUGCAACAUGACGGCCACAUAAUCUUCCUCCUUAAAGUCACCUCUUUUCUUAUAACUUUUUUACUUUUUCUAUACUGAACUUCGCGGGGGUUUUUUGGAACAUUUGCCUGGCUGUGCAAGUAUUGUCCAACUUUGUUGCGCUUCCACCUUCCCUCGCAGACAACGAGCGUUAGCCUCCGUGGCCGCGCUAUUGUUGCUGACUUUUUACAGCUCCCAAAGUUGUCCAAGGUGAGUAUUGGCCAGCAUGUCGUCGAGUAUCCGCAGUCAGACGAGCUCCACGAACGACGAGAACAUGCUGUCGAGGCUGCGGGGCUCCUUGAAGCCCAAAGCCGAGAACCAGGAGAAUGUUCCGCCCAAGCAGCAGGCGGCGAGCCACAGAACCGUGCUGGGAUCCCUGCAGAACCACAACCAGAACCAGAAGCAGCGGGCUAGCAAGCAGGAGUCCUCACAGCCGCUUUCUUGCAAAAAUGAAGAGCUCUGCAAAGUCCCGUCCAAGCAGACCUUCCAGAUCCACGUGGACGACGCAGUGGGCGCCUGUGUCAAGAAGCACCGCGCACCAGGGGCCCCCAAAGUGGUGGAGGAUCCGCCCCUAAAGGUGGACCAUGCCGUCACACGUGUGCGGCAACCGCUGGCCAUGCUGGAAAUUCCUGCGGCCAUGGACGUCAGUUUUGACUCUCCCAUGGACAUGUCUUUAAUGGAGGCUGAGGACAAGCCUGUCAACGUGACUGAAGUUCCCGAAUACGCCGCUGAGAUCCACAGCUACCUGAGGGAGAUGGAGGCCAAGAGCCGUCCCAGAGCAGGCUACAUGAAGAAGCAGCCCGACAUCACCAGCAGCAUGCGUGCCAUCCUGGUGGACUGGCUGGUAGAGGUGGGUGAGGAGUACAAGCUCCAGAAUGAGACCCUCUACCUGGCCGUCAACUACAUCGACCGCUUCCUGUCGUCCAUGUCCGUCCUGAGGGGCAAGCUGCAGCUGGUGGGCACCGCCGCCAUGCUGCUGGCCUCCAAGUUUGAGGAGAUCUACCCCCCGGAAGUGUCGGAGUUUGUCUACAUCACCGACGACACCUACACCAAGAAGCAGGUGUUGAGAAUGGAGCAGCUAGUGCUGAAGGUGCUCUCCUUCGACCUGGCGGCACCCACCAUCAACCAGUUCCUCACGCAGUACUUCCUGCAUCACCACACCAGCAAGCAGGCCCAGAGCCUGGCCAUGUACCUGGGAGAGCUCAGCCUGGUGGAUUGUGAUCCCUUCUUGAAGUAUCUUCCAUCUCAGAUGGCUGCAGCCGCUUACAUCCUGGCCAACAACACGCUGACUGGUGCAUCAUGGCCCAAGUCCCUGGUGGAGAAGACGGGCUACACUGUGGACGAACUCAGGCCGUGUGUGGAGGAUCUUCACCAGAUGUACCUGAACGCAUCACAGCACGCUCAGCAGUCCAUCAGAGAGAAGUACAAGACAGCAAAGACCCAGGAAGUGUCCCUCAUUGAGCCCCCAGAGACUCUCCACUUGGACUGACAUGUUGACUCUUUUAAAGGUGUUUGACGAGUGUCGACCGGUCAGCAAAGCUUCUGUCGCAGCCGGAACAGGAAUAUGGUUUUUCACCAGUGUGGGUUCUCAUGUGUACUUUCAAACAGUGACUUUGUGAAAAACCUUUGCUGCAGAUGGAACAAGAAAAGGGUUUUUCUCCCGUGUGUAUUCUUAUGUGUAUUUUCAGAUGCUUAUUCUGUUUGAAACCUUUCCCACAAAAAGGACAGUCAAAGGGCUUCUCCCCAGUGUGUACUCUCAUGUGGAUUUUCACAUCUUCCUUCCGAGAGAAUCUUUUACUACAAACUGAGCACACGUAUGGUUUUUCUCCGGUGUGUAUUCUCACGUGUCUCUUCAGGUUACGACGGCGUUGGAAAGUUUUAGCACAGUGAGAACAAGUCAAGUGUGCUUUAGUAUCUUCAUCAUCAGAGUCGGGAGAUUGUGAGGUUGUUUCGUCACUAUCUGACCGUGGAGCUGACUUCUUGUCUGCUGCUGCUGCUCCUCCGCUGUGGUCUCCAUCAUCAGAGUCAGGAGAGUGUGACCUUGACCGUGGAGCUGACAUCUUGUCUGCUCCAUCAUCAGAGUCAGGAGAGUGUGACCUUGACCGUGGAGCUGACAUCUUGUCUGCUGCUGGUCCUCCGCUGUGGUCUCCAUCAUCAGAAUCAGGAGAGAGUGACCUUGACUGUGGAGCUGACAUCUUGUCUGCUCCAUCAUCAGAGUCAGGAGAGUGUGACCUUGACCGUGGAGCUGACAUCUUGUCUGCUGCUGGUCCUCCGCUGUGGUCUCCAUCAUCAGAAUCAGGAGAGAGUGACCUUGACUGUGGAGCUGACAUCUUGUCUGCUCCAUCAUCAGAGUCAGGAGAGUGUGACCUUGACCGUGGAGCUGACAUCUUGUCUGCUCCAUCAUCAGAGUCAGGAGAGUGUGACCUUGACCGUGGAGCUGACAUCUUGUCUGCUCCAUCAUCAGAGUCAGGAGAGUGUGACCUUGACCGUGGAGCUGACAUCUUGUCUGCUGCUGGUCCUCCGCUGUGGUCUCCCAUCAGUCACUGGCAUUUUCUUGCCAUCAAGCUCCUCCAAGAGACUGAUGCUGUGGUCCUCCUCUUCCUCGUUAACGUGGGAGGGGCUGUGGUUCCCACUGAUCCAUCCUGGUGGUGCACUCCUGUUGAAAUAUAAACAACAAUAUUAAUAUAAGUGAUGAUUUUAUUGUUUGUUUAGAACUUCUUAUUGACUCUCACAAAGUCUGUGUGAUUGUCAUUGUUGUUGAUGGGGAAUGGAUCUGUGGUUCCUGUCUGACUUUCUCUUUAAUGCUCGGGAAUCUCUGUGACAUUGAUUGUAUUUUGAUCACAUCUGUUGAUGAAAGUCUUGUGCUGUGUGAUGCUUCGUUAGAGAGGCAACUUGAUUGUCACUUAGCAGCAAUGGAAGGUGUGACUCGGCUGCUGCUGGCAAACACCGGCCUGGCUGUCACUCCACAUCAAACGCUUCUAUUCUCGCUCUUCUUCUGCACUUUAUUUUUGUAUGAAAAUGAGUGUUUUGGAAAGUCUUCCAUCAAGAACAUGGAAUAAGUUUGUGGAGGGGAGCUGAGAGCCGUCACAACAAUCAUGAUUGAGCGUAUUUUGAAGCACCCAAAUGAAGAGAAAAAUAAAUACAUUUUGUCUUUCUAAA